Carlito syrichta (Philippine tarsier) is the source of this 712-nucleotide messenger RNA. Its product is annotated as dual specificity tyrosine-phosphorylation-regulated kinase 4-like. NCBI's taxonomy places the organism in Eukaryota, Metazoa, Chordata, Mammalia, Primates, Tarsiidae. The transcript is spliced from 2 exons. The record is from RefSeq and is a predicted model, not a curated record. Bases 173 to 565 code for a protein of 130 amino acids.
UUUAUGAUAUAUGUGGAGGCCCAAAUUCCAUAGUUUGGAAACUGAAAUGAGAGAUAAGAUAGCAUAAAUAAAAAUAUCUUUAUUGGGUUUUUAAAGCGUUUUAAUUAAGGGGACGUAAAAUAAUAAUCCACGCUGGGCUUUGUUGGUGUGCAGAUGGGAACCUUCCCUUCGAAUGACCCCUGAGCAGGCUCUCAAGCAUGCUUGGAUUCAUGAGUCACGGAACCUCAAGCCACGGCCCAGAGCCCAGACCCUUAGGAAUUCCAGUUUCUGUUUCCCCUCUGAGUCAAGGAAGGACAAGGUGCAAGGCUAUCAUCACUCGAGCAAAAAAGAUGACGUCACCAGGGAGACUGCAAACAAAAUAAAAGAUGGGCCCAAGAAGCGUGUUCAGAAUUUAGGUCAGCAGGACUCUCUCCAGCACUCAGCGGACACGGCCCAACUGCCUCAGCUAGCAGAAGCUCCCGGAAAGUCAGAGGCUGUUGUCGGGGCCGAGGUGUCCAUGACCUCCACAGGACAAAGCAAAAACGCCUCCCUCAAGAACACAAACAUUUUACCGCCUGUUCUAUGACCUUUGCUGAGGGUGCAUCCUGUUUCUCUCCAUCAGUGAUUUGUAUUAGAGACAGCGCUUAUAUUGUACAAAACUUCAAUUGUUUUUUUUAAUACAUAAAAGUUUGUUUAAAAGAGGCAAAAACGCUAUGCACAAGGGCAGCUGGCA